ACCCAGCCCAUUUGAUCAACUACUUCAUUCCUCCCAAAAACAGUGAAAAAGGAAUUCAAAUUUCUCCCACUCAGCACGCCUUAGUCCCUUUCAUUUUCACCAACUUAUAAACCCUAAAACCUCACUGUCUUGUUCCUCCAGGCUUCAUUUCCUCUCUCAAGCUCUGGAAGUUCAAAAGUCAUGUUUUCUCCUGGAAUUAAGAGGACGCAUCUCAGCUCGCGAAAGGAUCGUAAUCUAGGGCACAAAGCACCUGAUUCUCCGAUCACACCGCUACAGGAGAGCCGUAAAUCUCUUCAAGAUAAUUCGAUUCCUAACAGGCCUAGCACCGGUACUCCUGCUCCUUGGGCUCCUCGCCUUUCUGUUCUUGCCCGAAUCCCACCAGCAAACAAAAGUGAUAAAGGGAAUGAGGCAGAUCCAAUUAAACCUGUAUAUGUUGGAGAGUUCCCCCAAUUAGUUCGUGCUGAACAGGCUAGCUUUCUGCAGAAGCAUAUUCCUGGCGAUGGAUGUAUAUCUGGUGGAAUGGAUAAGGAAACAUGCCUUUCUUGGGUUAUCUGUGGAAACAGACUCUUCAUAUGGAGUUACUUAUCAUCUGUGGCUUCAAAAGAUUGCAUUGUUCUUGAACUUCCUUCAAAUGUUUCAGAUGGUAGAGAUAAUGGAAAAAGUCUAUAUGAGGGUAGCAAUUGGAUGCUUUGUGUUGUCAACUGGGAUAAAUCCUGCAAGGGAAGAAAAAAAGUUGUACCCAGUUACUAUUCUGCUGGUAUUGUAAUGUGUAACCAAAAAACUCAAGUUGUCAUCUACUGGCCUGACAUCUAUUCUGAAGAGGGAUCUAUUCCUGUUAUCUGUCAAUUAUCUGCUGAUGAAUUGGAGGCAACUUCUUCCUCUGUUGAUGGAAAGACCACCACAAACAGGCAGCAACAGCAUAACAGGACUGGAAGUAGUUCAAUUGGAUUGAAUUAUUUUAACUCUUUGAUUGCUUCGCCAGUGCCUGGUCUCCAGAAUGUGUGUGUUGCUUUGGUUUGUAGUUCCAAAGGUGAGCUGUGGCAAUUUUAUUGCAGCCCCACUGGCAUUAGACGCAGUAAAUUAUAUCAGGACGAAGUAAGUUCAUCCUUCAAAGGAAAUGAUAAUGGUCAAUUUGUGGGGAGCAAAGGUUAUCCAAGGUCCCUUAUCUGGCAUUCUUCUCUUCAUUCCAUGGAUGAUUCUAGUAGGCAGUUUCUUCUAUUGACUGAUCAUGAGAUACAAUGCUUUAGUAUUGCAUUUCGUCCUGAUUUAAAUGUGUCAAAGCUCUGGUCUCAUGAAAUUGUUGGUACUGAUGGAGAUUCAGGCAUUAAAAAGGAUUUGGCUGGUCAGAAACGCAUCUGGCCAUUGGAUGUGCAUGUGGAUGAUCAAGGUAAAGUGAUCACAGUUCUUGUUGCCACAUUUUGUAAGGAUAGGGUUAGUGGUUCAAGCUAUACACAGUAUUCUCUGCUGACCAUGCAAUGUAAGUCUAGAGUAAACAUUUCCUCUGAUAUGCAUGAAAAGGUUUUGGAGAAAAAGGCUCCAAUUCAAGUGAUAAUCCCAAAAGCAAGACUAGAAGAUGAGGAUUUCUUAUUCUCAAUGAGACUUAGGGUAGGAGGCAGGCCAUCAGGAUCAGCAAUCAUACUUUCUGGUGAUGGAACGGCUACAGUAUCCCAUUAUUAUAGGAAUUCAACCCGUCUCUAUCAGUUUGAUCUCCCUUAUGAUGCUGGAAAAGUUCUGGAUGCAUCAGUUCUUCCUUCUGCUGAUGAUGGUGAAGAUGGUGCAUGGGUUGUGUUAACUGAGAAGGCAGGGAUAUGGGCAAUACCCGAAAAAGCUGUUGUGCUUGGUGGAGUUGAACCACCUGAGAGAAGCUUGUCACGUAAAGGGAGCUCAAAUGAAGAAUCUGCAGAAGAAGAGAGAAGAAACAUCACAUUUGCAAGCAACAUUGCUCCUAGAAGAGCUAGUUCUGAUGCGUGGGAUGCUGGUGGUAGACAAAGGGCUGUUAUUACUGGAAUUGCUCACCGAUCUGCUGGUGAUGAAGAAUCAGAAGCUUUACUUGGUCAGCUUUUCCAUGAUUUUCUGUUAACUGGGCAGGUAGAUUCCUCAUUCCAAAAGCUUCAAAACUCUGGGGCAUUUGAAAGGGAUGGAGAAACAAAUGUUUUUGCCCGGACAAGCAAAUCUAUUGUUGACACCUUAGCUAAACACUGGACAACUACCAGAGGUGCUGAAAUUGUGGCUCUGACCAUAGUAUCCAGCCAACUAAUAGAGAAGCAGCAAAAGCAUGAAAGAUUUCUUCAGUUUCUUGCUUUAUCCAAGUGUCAUGAGGAGCUAUGUACAAAACAGACAGGACAGUCUUUGCAAAUAGUCUUGGAACAUGGUGAAAAGCUUGCCGGAAUGAUUCAACUGAGAGAACUGCAAAAUGUGAUCAGCCAGAACCAUUCAAUUGCAGCUGGCUCCCCACAUUCUAGUUCAGAAGCUCAAAUUUCAGGAGCUCUUUGGGAUCUUAUUCAGUUAGUUGGUGAAAGAGCCCGUCGGAGCACUGUUCUUCUUAUGGACAGAGACAAUGCUGAAGUGUUCUACAGUAAGGUUUCUGAUAUUGAAGAAGUAUUUUAUUGCUUAGACAAACACUUAGAGUAUGUAGUAAGUGAGGAACAACCACUAGAGGUUCAGAUCCGGAGAGCUUGUGAACUCUCAAAUGCAGUUGUCUCUGUGUUUCACACUGCUGCACUUUACAGAAAUGAGCAUCACAUAUGGUAUCCACCGCCUGAGGGCCUAACACCUUGGUGUUGUAAACCUGUGGUGCGGAAUGGACUGUGGAGAGUUGCAUCUUUCAUGCUCCAGUUGCUAAAUGAAACCACUGGACUAAAAGAUUCUAUAAAAUCUGAUCUGUAUAGUCAUCUGGAAGUACUGGCUGAAGUUCUUCUUGAGGCAUAUGCUGGCGCUAUUACAGCUAAACUUGAGUGUGGAGAAGAACAUAAAGGUCUGCUUAAAGAGUAUUGGAAUAGGAGGGAUUCUCUUCUUGACUGCCUCUAUCAAAAACUGAAAGAUUUUGUGGAAGGCGCGCACCAGGGUUUGAAUAUAGGAACCAAUGAACAAAAUGGGGAAGUCCUUAGAAAGCUUUCUUCAACUUUGCUGUCCAUUGCAAAAAAGCAUGAAGGGUACAACACUAUGUGGAGUAUAUGUUGUGACCUCAAUGAUGCAGUAUUGCUGAGAAAUCUUAUGCAUGAGAGCAUGGGGCCUAAGGGAGGUUUCAGUUUUUUUGCAUUUAAACAACUGUAUGAAAAGCGGCAAUUUUCCAAGCUUCUACGGCUUGGGGAGGAGUUCCAGGAAGAGUUAUCUAUUUUUUUAAAACAUCAUCAGGAUCUGCUUUGGCUUCAUGAGUUGUUUCUUCAUCAGUUUUCCUCAGCUUCUGAAGCUCUUCAUGCUUUGGCUGUUUCUCAAGAUGAACACUCUUUUUCUGAAGCUGAAGAGGGUGAAGACCCUGAGCACACUGGUAUGAUAUCAACACUAGCAGAUAGAAAGCGUCUUUUGAACCUCUCAAGGAUUGCUGCCAUGGCAGCAGGUAAAGAUGCUGGUUCUGGGGCAAAGGUUAUGCGCAUUGAUGCAGAUUUGAAGAUUUUGAAAUUGCAGGAAGAAAUUGUGAAGGUCCUUCAGGCGAAUGGAGAAGAAAUAUAUGAUGGACGGCAGCUGUUCCGUCCGGAUGAGCUCAUAGAUCUAUGCCUUAAAUCAGAUAACCCAGAACUAGCAUUGCUAGCUUUUGAUGUGUUGGCAUGGACAAGCUCCUCAUUUCGUAGAAGCCAUAGAAACCUUCUGGAGGAGUGUUGGAAGAAUGCUGCUGAUCAGGAUGAUUGGGGAAAACUUCAUCAAGCAUCUUUAGACGAAGGGUGGAGUGACGAGGAAACCCUGCAGCAACUGAAAGACACUGUGCUUUUCCAGGCAGCAAGCAGGUGUUAUGGGCCACAAGCAGAAACUAUAGAAGAAGGUUUUGAAGAAGUGUUGUCAUUGAGGAAAGAAAACUCGGAGGGGUCGCCGAUGAAGGAUUUGGAUUUUUCUGUAGAAGCAAUUUUGAUGCAGCACAAAGAUUUUCCAGAUGCAGGGAAGCUAAUGCUGACUGCUAUCAUGUUAGGUAGUGUACAGGAUGAUAUAAAAGUAGAAGAGGGCCCUUCUCCAAUGGAAUGAGAUGGAUUACUUUCUGGAAUUUUCUUGUGAACUAUUAGUGAUGUGUAGUGUAGCAGAGUGUUCUUUUAUAUGCAAUGCAAUUCACCUGCACGAUAACACUCACCUCUUGCAGUGAAUCCUGCAGCACUUGGAAAAUGAAAUAUGAGAAUUCGUUUUUGUGGAAAA
Manihot esculenta (cassava) is the source of this 4338-nucleotide messenger RNA. RefSeq names its product nuclear pore complex protein NUP133. Gene Ontology annotation, cellular component: nuclear pore outer ring. Gene Ontology annotation, biological process: protein import into nucleus; poly(A)+ mRNA export from nucleus; transcription-dependent tethering of RNA polymerase II gene DNA at nuclear periphery. Lineage: Eukaryota; Viridiplantae; Streptophyta; Magnoliopsida; Malpighiales; Euphorbiaceae. Gene Ontology annotation, molecular function: protein binding; structural constituent of nuclear pore. Bases 181 to 4173 code for a protein of 1330 amino acids. The record is from RefSeq and is a predicted model, not a curated record. The transcript is spliced from 8 exons.